AGCCACUCCGAUACUUCAAAGUACCUCAUGUGUUGGGAAUGAUUAGUUCGUUCUCGGCCCUCGAUCCUCCAAGGCACCAAGAUCGAUUGCAUGUCGAUCUGCAAUUUCCAUUUCUCUUCAAGUUAAUUUGGACGCCGAGUAAGCAUCCGAGUAUCCAUUGAAGUCGAUAGUUUGAUAUAACGACCAGGAUGGGAUGCUCGUAUUCCACUCUACUUGCUGCGCUAUUUCAAUGCCUUAGCUCAUUGUCUUCUGUAUUCGUGUCGUUGUCGUGUUCGUGUGUCUAGACCGGUAGUUCGGCUAGUUACGACCCCCGCAUGAUGUCAGUGUACAUCCACGUGAGAUGCAGUUCUCGGCCAUCCCGAACGGGUUCCACUUGCACGCUUUCGUACUCUUCUUCCAGCUCUCCUAAGCACUUGACGUUUACUACGUCCUGCCCCCGUCCUCAUGGAGGGCGCUGUAUAUCACGAGGAGCGACGACUGGUGCCCCAGUGGUCGCCAGAGCUCGUGGCGCUGUCGUACUGCAUAUCCUGGCUUGGCGCGUAUACCAGCACACAGAUUAUAAUUCACGCAAAAUACACUCGUCGGACAGCCAUAAAAUGGCUCUGGACAUGUCUUGCUAGUGUUGCAUUUGGCUUUAGUGCGAUAUGGUCCAUGCACUUUGGCAGGACGAUUUUGCUUUUACCGCCCUCGUCUUUUCCCCUUAUUUUAUUGGUUCCCAUGUCCAUUUACUAAUAUCUUCGUUCCGCAGUGGGUAUGCUGGCUUGUCGUUUGGACGUCAAGAUCAUAUUCAACAUCCCUCUUACCAUUUUUUCCGCACUUAUUGCCGUUAUCUUCACGUUUGCUGCCCUAUCUAGUGCCUACGUUUCGGACUCUAUUGAAAGUUCGAAAUUUGCCCUUACUCUGGCUCGAUGGGGUCAAUCCAUAAAGACCAAAACAUCGAAAUGCCUAUUCUCAAAGCGACAGCGUGACUUGGAAGCCGAUGGGUACAUUCCGGUCAGCAGCUCCUCUGACGCGGGUGGUGAUGUGGUGCCCAGGAUCGACACCGUUAAUGAUGUCGCUGAACAAGGAGAUCGCGAUGAAGAUGAACACGAAGAGAAUAUAGGCCAUCUUCCCCGUGGACGUUCACCAUCGCCUUCGUUCACCAUCGAGGCGUUGGAGCAUGACAGGAUCCAAAUGCCUGUUCUCGGGUCACGUUCGACGUCGCCUGUGCUGAAUUCUCAUUUUCAAGAUUGUCCGCGAACUCCGCCUUUGCUCCGGAACUCCAUUAGCUUUCCUUAUGCUCCUGCUUCUCCGUCACUACAUCGUCCACCCCCUCAACCAUUGCCUCCUUCAGUCAUCAACAAUAAUCCAAACACGCCGUCUGACUCACUAAGCACAGAUGAAUCGGGUUCUCAUUCGCCGUCAAGAUCAAACUCGUCGGACUCUCAGACCGUUUCCUUGUCUGGCACCACAGUUUCAGGAGCAGCAUGGAACGAGUCUCUUCAUGCUGGCUUGAGUCGAGAAGCCCGCAUGCGAAUCAAAGCCCAGGCGAGGGAUCGACCAAUGCCAACAUUUGGGUGGCGGUAUUGGUUGAAGACACACUAUAAUACUAUCUCAUUCUUGGUGAUCAUCCGAGCAGCUGCAUGGGCCCUCGCUAUCGUCUUCAUGCAUUACGCUGGAAUGUGGUCGAUGGUAAUUCCAGAAGGCUAUAUCUCCUGGAACCUAGGCCUAGUCGUGCUUUCAUAUGCCGUAGCCUUCGCCGUCUGUUUCGUCGCCUGCAUCGCCAUGGUACAUAUGGAAGUUCACUUUGGUCGUCAAGUUGCCUUCAGCACCAUCGCCGCAGCAGGGUGUUGCUCCAUGCAUUAUACAGGCAUGGCUGCAGCGACGUUCCACACCCGCGCUCCUCCUGAUCCGGAUGCCGGUUAUCCUGCGUACCUGCCCUUUGCUAUCGUCGGAAUCGCGCUUUUCGUUUGUGUGAUCUCAAAUGUGGUACUGGCUCACGCGGCCAUCACGUCUAGGAAUAGAAUGGCCGAAAUGAUUCUGACGAGGAGGAGGCUUUGGAGAAUAAUGGCUGAGAAGGAGGCUGCAGAGCAAGCUAAUGAGUUAAAGCAACAAUUCAUCAGUGUUGCGAGUCAUGAGAUUCGUACUCCGCUUCACGCUGUCAAUGGUUACUGCGAACUCCUCUCAACAACGAAGCUAACUGAAGAACAAGCUCUCUAUGUCACGAGUAUCCAGCAAGCAUGCCAUGCUAUCAACGUCAUUGCAGGAAACGUCCUUGAUUUCAGCAAACUGGACAGGAACAAUGUGGAACUUUCUGCGCGUCCUGUUCUUGUUGACUUGAGGACAAUGGUCGAGAACCUGGCGCGAAUCACGGAGACCAAAGGCAUGCAACCUGGGGUUCCUGGCGUCGAUGUCAUUGUAUCCGUGACGGAUGACGUACCUCCUUCAGUGUAUCUGGACGAGACCUAUACAUUUCGGAUUCUAAUGAAUCUUCUCUCAAAUGCUCAGAAGUUCUGCGAUUCUGGGUUCAUCUGCGUUCAGGUAUCGAUGGGUGCCAGUGAUCAGGUCGUCAUCAAAGUCAGUGAUACCGGCUGCGGAAUACCCAAAUCCUUCCGUAGUGCCCUGUUCCAGCCUUUCCGUCAAGCAGAUACUUCUCUUACCAGACCUAGACAAGGCACUGGACUCGGCCUAAGCAUUGUCAAGCAUCUUCUUCAGCGAAUGAAUGGUACCAUCGAUGUCGAGUCAGCAGAGGGCGAAGGGACAACCUUCACCAUCAAAUUACCUAUAUCGGUACCUAACCAGACUCCUCCAGCCAAUAUCAAACGAUCGCGGCCGAGAAAGAAGAUCAAGGUGAUAUACCGUCAUGCAAAGACUGCGAAGCUGUACCUCGAGUUGUUCAAUCAGUUCGGUCUCUCCGCUACUCUGGGAGACAGCCAAUCAUCCUUGUCAGAUCUUGUCAAGGACACGGAUCUGAUCUGGACCGACGUUGAAACUGUACAUUCGUCGAAGGGCCUUCGCGAUUUCAUGACUGCCACGGAUUGGCAAUCGAAUUCGCCCUUAUUUCUAGUGCACUCUGACGCGAUGGAAUUGAAGACUUUGGAGCCUUCACUGUCAUCUGCUUAUGGCGUUGUUCUCGUCAAACGUCCGAUUGUCAUACACGGAUUGUUAGAUGUGUUGGAUGAUCCAACACCUCACCAAGGGCAACACAUCAAGCCGAUGUCUGCAAAAGUUCGGUUCGCGCUGCCUAAUGACCACAAAUCCACUUCGAUGGCGCAGGAGAAAGAGAACGGGAUCGAGGUGGACCAUUUCCCGGUGCCACUUUCUCCUCUUUCGCCGAACAUUCCGCAUGCAACCGGUGAGCCAUCAGGAAAAGGUCGAGUUCUCCUAGUGGAAGAUAAUCUGGUCAGUCAACAUAUAGGACGUCAAUUCCUCAAGAAACUUGGCUAUGAGGUCGUCACAGCCAAUGAUGGCCAGGAUGCCAUAGAAAAGGUCAAAACCAGUUCGUUCACGUGCUGCCUGAUGGAUUGCCAGAUGCCCAUAUUAGAUGGAUUCGCCUCUACUGCCAGGAUUCGAGAACUAGAAAACAGUGGGACAAUCUCUGGCAGAUUGCCUAUCAUCGCUCUCACUGCGAACGUCAGUAGCGAUAACGAAGACAAAUGUAGAGUAUCCGGCAUGGAUUACUUCCUUGCGAAACCCCUCAAAUUACAAGAUCUUCAAACUGCUGUAGAACGAUUCUCACGAGAUUCAUAACAAGAUACCCCACCAUUAUCUCUUUUCGAUUUUCCGCCGUGUCACCCGCUCUCUUGUUGCUUCAUCUUAUAGUCUGUACAUUUCACCGCUGCGUAUCCUCCAUCCUCUAUCAUCUAUCUUCAUGUCUCUUGGUUUGUCCUAUCUAGCAUUGCUGUCCACUUCACGCCUCUCUCUAGCAUUCUACAUAUAUGCUUUCUAGUUUCUUGGUUUCUCACUUUCGUUUCUUGUUUGACUCGUCCUGCUUUGUUACCUUAUCGUUCGACCCUCUGGAACUUUGGACAUCGGAGUGUAUAUUAUGUAUGUGUAGAUCGUAGCAUAAGUACCCUCAUCUCACGGAAUUGGCAUCUCAUACUAUGUUCUCCCGAGGAUACGGAACACUGAGAGUCAAUGUUGCCAAUGGCAGGA
Messenger RNA from Somion occarium, 4134 nucleotides. The record is from the annotation of a GenBank genome assembly. NCBI's taxonomy places the organism in Eukaryota, Fungi, Basidiomycota, Agaricomycetes, Polyporales, Cerrenaceae.